Messenger RNA from Salvelinus namaycush (lake trout), 3918 nucleotides. It is a transcript of the gene tmem248, whose product is annotated as transmembrane protein 248. Lineage: Eukaryota; Metazoa; Chordata; Actinopteri; Salmoniformes; Salmonidae. The coding region runs from base 744 to 1622 and encodes 292 amino acids. The record is from RefSeq and is a predicted model, not a curated record. The transcript has 9 exons.
GCUAAAUGUGUAGCUUGUGAAUGCACCUAUGGUGAAAUUUGGCGUAAAUUCUUCAGAAUAUUAAAAUAGUACGUAAAAUUAGCUACACAUCUUCGCAGUGGGGGGAAACGACCGAGUAAAACAAGGUUAAUAAACAAACAGAUGUGUAACAUUUGAGCCUCGCUGGGAUAGGCAAAUAAUGGAAAUGAGUAAGUGGUUAUUUCAAAACUAAAAUCCCGACUGUCCCCAUUCUCCGGUCUUUACUUUUCCCGGGACUCUGCGACUAGACACUCCGCUAGCAAGUAUAGUAGCGCGCGCUAGUUAGCCCGUCAGCGAAGUCACACAAUAUCUGCUAACUUCGUGCGCGCUGAGAAAAUGGUCUUAUGCAAGGUUGCAUGGCACCCCAUUUUAGUGUGCGCUUGAACUAAGGACAUUGACUUUCAGGCAUCUAUUUUUUGCUGUAUGCAAAGAAGGGGGAAGCAGCGCAUUAGUUUCUCUUUGGCAACGUGCAUAGUGGUUUGGCAGCCCUGUUGAGGGCCCAGGGAUGUACUCACGCAAUUCACUAUGGAGUUAUGUCAGAUGUGUGUUCAUGUCUUUGAUGAAAAAGCAAUACGUUUCUUGAACCAUGAAAACCACUUCUGUGUGGAGUAAAUGCCAAUUAAUGAUUGUCAUAGACAAUCCCUCUCUGUGCCCCAGUGUACCUGUUAAAUCCUCUGGAGAACCUGAGGAGCUACAUCAAUAAUCGUCCGCCACUGGUCAUCUUUAUGGUCAGCGUCAGCGCCGUGGCCAUCGCCUUCCUCACCAUCGGCUACUUCUUCAAAAUCAAGGAGAUCAAAUCCCCAGAGAUGACUGAGGACUGGAACAUCUUCCUUCUGCGCUUCAACGAGAUUGACUUCUGCGUAUCAGAGAAUGAGACGCUUAAGCACAGCCUGAACGAGUCAACCACGCCCGAAAGCACGGUGACCAGCGGCCAGGCGCGCUCCAGCACCCAGGCCCCGCUGCUUCUGGAGGACCCGGGCCCGAUCAAUAUCUCUGUGCCCAUCACCCUUACCCUGGACCCCUUGAGGCCCUUCGGGGGCUACUCACGUAACAUCACCCACCUCUACGCCACCGUGCUGGUGGGACAGGUCGGCCUGGCCGGCAGGGAUGCCCACGAGGAGAUGAACAUCACCUUCACACUGCCAGCGUCAUGGAAUUCUGAUGAGUGCGUGCUGCACGGCCACUGUGAACAAGUGGUGUUUAGCACUUGUAUGACCAUCACUGCUGCCAGCAACGUCUUCCCUGUCACAGUGCAACCGCCCCACUGUGUCCCAGAGACCUACACCAACGCCACGUCCUGGUACAAGAUCUUCACCACGGCCCGUGACUCGGACACCAAGUACACGCAGGACUACAACCCUUUCUGGUGUUACAAAGGAGCCAUCGGGAAGGUGUACCACACCCUCAACCCCAAGCUGACCGUCAUCGUGCCAGACGACGACCGCUCACUCAUCAACCUGCACCUAAUGCACACCAGCUACUUCCUCUUUGUGAUGGUCAUCACCAUGUUCUGUUAUGCUGUCAUCAAGGGCCGGCCAGGGAAAGUACGGACAACCACCAACCCUGACUUUUGCGCUGAAAAGGUGGCCUUGUCAGAGGGGUAAGAAGAACUCUAGGAUCGCCAUCAGAACUGAAAUAUAACCGAGGAUGAAGUAAAAUAAAAAAAGACCAGUUGCCUACUGAACCCUGAAAAUAAUACUGGGCUGUACAGCUCUGUGAAUGCAUUUUUCUGCAAUGUUGGAUCACUCCAACCAAAGACAUAUAAGUGCCUGUAUCUACUGUGUAAAUAUUUGUAGGAACUCUUGAAUUCAGUACAGAAACAGUUUGCCUGAGCCCCCCCGUGCCAUUGGUGACAAAAUUCCAAAAUGCAAUAUCAGCAAAGCUAGAAGUCCUAAUGCAAAAUUGACUGAAUGGGAACUGCACUUCCACAUUGUCACCAGUCUUUGUCCCAUUUUCGUCACACAUUUGACCCUCACAUAAUCCAGUCCGGGUAAUACAAGUUCCUGCGUCUCUUCAUGUGUGUAUGGUGAAAAGUUUUUGGUUUCCUCGUGACAACGGGCCUUUGUCACACUGAAAUAAGAUUUUGCUGCCUUCUCUUCCACUUCAGUUUCUUCAUCAUUCACUUGUGUAUUCUUGAGUGGUUUAUCCUUGCUUGCAUUCUGAAAGUCCUGCAAUUGUGUGUGUGGGAGGCCGGCUUACCCGCCUCAGGAGUGUUUUAGGCCACAAGCCUUUUAUAGCACCUGGAAGUUAAAUUUUAACUGACAAGAGGCCUGGCUAUGUCAAGUGGACUUCUAGAAAGAUUGGUAGCAACAAAAUGUCAACCUCCAUCUCCUAUGUUCUUCCAAUAAGCUUGUUGCUUUAAAUCAAGUGUUGUGAUACUUCUGACAUCUAAGCUUGUCAUGCAUAGCAGAAAGAACGCUCUUUUUCCUUGAAUUUAGUGUAUGCUGACGACUGGUAUGCCCUUGAGUAAUUGAAUGUUGGAAUGCACGUUAAUAAUUUUUUGUGCUCUAUUUUAAGCACUUUUUUUAAUGUGGGUUCUGGUAAUGGAGAAGUGUGUAAUUGUGGAAUGAUUUACUGUAUAUGACAAAGCUCUUCACUGGCAACGAUUAAUCCAUUUUGAUUCACCUCUGUUUUUUAAAAUUAUUUCAAUUUGUUCCGUUAUUGAUAUACAGUACUUAAUGAAUGUAAAAGGUACACAAUCAAUUUACAGCAGCGAUCCAACAUUACAACUAUGAUAACUAAAUGUAAAAAAAUGUAUUCCAAACAAUUUGGAAUGUGAUGUACCUUUUUGAUUAGAUUUUAGUUUUGUCAAUGAGCCUUUACCCCAAACUUUAAUUUCCAGUUUUGUUUUGACAGAACAGUAUUUUCAUUAUAUUGUUGUUUUUCUUGUUGCAAUUACUUUAUUUAAAUUGCAUAUUUUUCAUCUGUCAGUUUCUCAAACAUGUCAGUAUGAUCCUAGCUUUUAUUUGCAGAUGAUUUAAUUGAUCCCUUAUCAUUUUUAGAAUUGGUUUUCGGAUUUCAUUUGAAAUGGGUUUUAAGGGUGCUGUCAUAUCAACUUGGUUUUCCUGCAGUAGCUAACCGAGUGUGGCAUACAAUACAUGCUCCCCCUCCAUAGAACUGCAUUAAUUCCACUGAUAUCUCCUCUCUUGUUAUUUCAGAAGUUCAUGUUAAGGUUAAAACUAGUGCUUUCAGUCAGAGCUGAAUAUAUUACAUUGUAGUGUGUCAUUUCAUAAGUACAUAGUAAAGACUGUGUCCUGGGUUGAUGGGUGACAAACAAAGCAUUGUGUUGUCAGCCCAGCAACCAUUCAUUGUAAUUCCUAUGAUUUUGUCCUUUUCUUCCCUGUGAGAAAUGCCUGCCCAUUUGAAAGAUUGCCUUAAUAUUACUUUGUUGUUUUUGUCCUCGAAGUAGAUGGCUGUAGGUCUGUCUGUUUUGCUUUCAGUUCAUGCUCAUCAUCCCGUCAUUCAGAAUUAUCUCCAUAGGCAUCACAUCAGGCUUAGCUUGCUAAAGGUGUCCCUGGGUUUUGUCACACCCUAUAUGUAGAAUAGUUGACUAUACGAUCACCAACAUUUUGUAUUAUGGUACAGGAGGUAUGAAUUUGGUAGACAUGAAUUUGACCUUACUCUCACAGCACAGGAUAUUAGUUAUGUGUUCUCACCCGGACCUUAAAUGUUACGACAUCCAUCCCCCAAUACUGAGCAUGGCAACCAGUUGACCUUGUUUUCCUUCAUUUCUUAUAGCAGCCAUUGUGCCUUUUGCACUAACCUGCUGCACCAUCCCAGUAAAUAGCUCCUCUGUUUAAAUGUGAAUACAAGGGGUCAAAGGUAACGAUGACCAAAACUUUUCUCCAGUGCAACUGUAAAUUAUUUGAGUUGAAAUAAACUUGUCAUCUGUUGAAGAUA